UGGCUUUAUUCGAAAAGGAGACCGGGGGUGCAAUAGUCCAACACGAAAUCACCGCGUGUAGAUCACCGGAAAGAAUCUAAUGCAACUGGGUAUUGCCGGUUAGCCAGUAACCACCAACUCCGCACGUCAAAUAUCCAUAUGACGAAAUUUCAUCCAGGCUUUCAUGGAAACUGCUUCUUCUACUUCGACAUCUCGUAGGCCAUUUCUCCGUUCAUUUCGCUGUAGUUUUUUGGGUCGCUGUUGUCGCUGUUUCUGUUGCUGCUACACCUAUCCAUAGAAAACCAAGUUUUCCAAAUUUCGAGUACCAAAAUUUUAAAAAACAAAUUUUUUUUUCCUUUGAUUUUUGUUGGGAUUUUUAUGGAUUUUUCGAAUGCUCAACCGGGUCUUUCUCUAGGGUUUAACACUCAUGCUUCACCACCUUCCCCAAUCACCUUCGAAACCAAGUUUCGCGGUUCGUUGAGCUCGAACACCUCUGUUCCUUUCCAAUUGCUAGAGCAAAACGAGGAGAAAAUUAGGGUUGAAAAUGGAGAUCAUCAAGAAGAAGAAGAAGAAGAAGAAGAAGAAGAAACAGAAGAAGAUGAGAAAUUUAGCCUUUUGGGGCAUCGUCUGCGCCUGAACAUGAAAAGGCAGAGAGAAGGGUCAUUACCGUUCUCUGGAAACCCUCCUGCCAAGUGUAUAGUGGUCGAAUCGUGCAUGGAGGACAGAAGGAAGGCGGUUCGUGCCUGGGGGAACGAGUCCCUAAAAGUUGCGGACCCGGAAAUUCACGAAAUCAUGGAAAAGGAGAAGCAGAGACAGUUCAAAGGGAUCGAAUUGAUAGCUUCAGAGAAUUAUGUGUGCAAGGCUGUGAUGGAAGCUCUGGGAAGCCAUUUGACGAACAAGUACUCUGAAGGAAUGCCCGGGGCUAGAUACUAUACGGGUAACCAGCAUAUCGAUCAGAUUGAACUGCUCUGCUGCCAGCGUGCUUUGGCUGCUUUUGAUCUUGAUUCUGAGAGAUGGGGUGUGAACGUUCAGCCUUACUCUUGCACAUCUGCAAAUUUUGCUGUCUUCACUGGGCUUCUGCAACCGAAAGAUCGGAUUAUGGGUUUGGAUUCUCCAUCUGGAGGACACUUGAGUCAUGGCUAUUACACACCAAGUGGGAAGAAGGUUUCGGCUGCAUCGAUAUUCUUCGAGAGUCUUCCUUACAAAGUCAACCCGCAAACAGGGUAUAUUGAUUAUGAUAAGCUCGAGGAGAAGGCACUUGAUUUUCGACCCAAGAUACUUAUUUGCGGUGGCAGUUCAUACCCCAGGGAAUGGGAUUAUGCUAGGUUUCGGCAGGUUGCGGAUAAAUGCGGAGCAGUGUUGAUGUGCGACAUGGCUCAUAUUAGCGGUCUAGUGGCGGCUAAGGAAUGUGCAAGUCCGUUUGAUUACUGUGAUGUUGUAACAUCAACGACUCACAAAAGCCUGAGAGGUCCUAGGGGAGGUAUUAUCUUUUAUAGAAAAGGCACAAAAUCAAGGAAGCAAGGGUUUCCUACUCAUGGAGACAGUAACGGCCAUUAUGAUUUGGAGGAAAAGAUAAACUUUGCUGUUUUCCCAUCACUGCAAGGGGGUCCACACAAUAACCACAUUGCCGCACUUGCAAUUGCCUUUAAACAAGUAGCCACUCCAGAAUACAAAGCAUAUAUGCAGCAGGUGAAGAGAAAUGCACAGGCUUUAGCAUCUGCUUUGUUAAGAAGAAAGUGCAGAUUGGUGACAGGGGGUACUGACAACCACUUGUUGCUCUGGGAUUUAACUGCUUUUGGCUUAACAGGCAAGAAUUUUGAGAAGGUCUGUGAGAUGUGUCAGAUUACUCUCAACAUAUGUGCUAUAUUUGGUGACACUGGUGCAAUUUCCCAUGGAGGUGUGAGAAUUGGUACUCCAGCUAUGACAUCAAGAGGAUGUCUAGAGGCUGAUUUUGAGACAAUAGCUGACUUUCUUUAUAGGGCAGCCCAUAUUACUGGUCUUGUCCAGAGAGAUUAUGGAAAACAGCUGAAAGAUUUUGUCAAAGGUCUUCAAAAUAAUAAAGAUAUUUUAGAGCUCCGAAAUCGAGUUGAGAUGUUUGCGUCGCAGUUUGCUAUGCCAGGAUUUGAUUCUUAAAAUAAGACGAAAGGGACACACCCUUGCAUGCAAUCCUGAGGUGUCAUUAUCUUGCUUCUGCGGUUUAACAUCACUUUGCAUGGUAACCAUUAAAUUUUUUCUUCUACACCUCCUUUUUCCGGUUUGUCUUCUGGAAUCAUAUCAAAAUGAAUCAGAAAUCCAGAAAUCUCCAUGUGUUACCAAAAUUUAGAAAGCAUGAAAAUACUGGCCUGCUAGCCUGACUUUUUUUUUUUUUUUUUUUUUUUUGGUAUAAAUUUACACGGAGUCGUAUGUUUACUUAGAUACAUCAUCAUCAUCUUUUAACUGGAAUGAACAGAAAACUUUGUGAUUCAGUAGAGCUACAUCUGUAUUUUUAUUUCUAUUAUUAUCUUUCUAAUGCAAUAUUCUCUGUAUAUUUUUUA
Molecule: messenger RNA, 2513 nt
Organism: Ziziphus jujuba (common jujube)
Lineage: Eukaryota; Viridiplantae; Streptophyta; Magnoliopsida; Rosales; Rhamnaceae
Product: serine hydroxymethyltransferase 7
Exons: 5
Coding region: 358-2112 (584 amino acids)
Biological process (GO): folic acid metabolic process; tetrahydrofolate interconversion; L-serine catabolic process
Cellular component (GO): cytoplasm
Molecular function (GO): serine binding; zinc ion binding; cobalt ion binding
Source: RefSeq, a predicted model, not a curated record